Molecule: messenger RNA, 7705 nt
Organism: Equus quagga
Lineage: Eukaryota; Metazoa; Chordata; Mammalia; Perissodactyla; Equidae
Gene: TMEM245
Product: transmembrane protein 245
Exons: 18
Coding region: 8-2653 (881 amino acids)
Source: RefSeq, a predicted model, not a curated record
AAGUGCUAUGGCCGACAACGACGGCAGCGGCGGCGGCUCUGACCAAGCGCCGAGUCCGCGGGGCUCCCCGGACUCGGCGCCGCAGGUCCCAAGCGCGGUCGGGCCGGGCAGCGGCGGCGGCGGCUGCGGGGAGACCCCGCGGACGGCGGCGCUGGCGCUGCGCUUCGACAAGCCCAUCAAGCAGGCCUUCUACAACACCGGGGCCGUGCUGUUCGUGUGCCUGUGCUGCGGCGCCGCCGUGCUCGUCUACUUCAUCCUGGAGGCCUUCCUGCGGCCGCUGCUCUGGGCCGUGCUGUGCGGCACCUUCCUGCACCCCUUCAAGAGCUCGCUCACGCGCCUGGGCCGCCACUGGCUGCAGCGCCUGCACCGCGCGCACACGCCCAUCGUGCUGGCCGCGCUGCUGCUGCCGCUCUGCUUCGCCGACUACGGCGUCGAGGCCCUGGGCGAGCAGGCGCUGCGCCGCCGCCGCUUGCUGCUGCUGCUCGGCGCCGGCGGCCCGCUGCUCUACGGCCUCUACAGCCUGGGCAGCUACCUGGGCGUGCAGGUGCUGCUGGCCUACGCCGGCGCGCUCAUCUGCCGCGGGCUGGACUACUUCAGCAGCCUGUGGAUCUGGACGUUGGUAGUUGGCUAUGUGUUGGCUGUUUCAUUCAAGUGGAAUGCAAGCACUGAACGCUACUUGAGAGCAGUUUCAAUUCCUGUCUGGAUUAUAUUGCUUUUUCAUUUAGCAUCCCUGGCUGGCUCAUGGAGAAUUCCAGUAUUCCUGGUCAUUGUUUUCCUGAUGUCUGUGGGCACCCUCUAUGAAAAACAGAAUGGAAAAGAGUCUUCUGGGGCAGAGUUACCAGGGCAGGUUAUCUCCAUGGCAGCUUCUACUCUAGCGACCUUGGCCAUCUCUAUCACGGGGUAUGAAUCGGGCACUGAAGACCAGCCCUCAGCCAAGCCUGCAGAAACCAUGGACAGAGGAGAACCCCCUCCAACCCUGUCCUCCUCUUCCUCACCCUCCUCCCCGUCGCCCACCCUGGGCAGACAAAGGCCUGAAAUCGGAACGUUUCUUAGAAAGAAGAAAACGAGCGACAUCUACUUUGUGUCUCUCGUUUGGGCCAUCAUUGGAGUCCAGAUCUGGUUGAACCUGUGGAUUGUGCAGCUGCUGCCGGUGCCCAUUGCAGUCUGGAUACUCAAAAAGCUCAUCAUUCACUUUGGAGUCGUGAACUUCCUGGAGAAGCGCUGCUCCGCGUGGUGGCGGGUGGUGGAGCGCUUCCUGAAGGAGCGGCAGGAAGCUCUAGCUCCAUGGCCGAUUAUCGGGCUUGGAAAAUUCUUGUUAAAAGUCGAUAGUAAGCUCUGGCACUGGCUAAAUAAGAAGAUGAUCAUCUGGUUGGAGAAGAUGUUAGACAAAAUAAUUAGCAUUUUCAUCAUAUUUCUGUUAGUGAUAGGAACCCUUCUUUUAGCCCUACUCCUGACUGCAAAGGUGCAUCAAGAGAGUGUACACAUGAUUGAAGUCACAAGCAAUUUGAUUAAUGAGACUCUAGCAAAUCACCCUGAGUGGGCAAAUUGGCUUCCUGAGGCUCAGGUAGUCCAAAGAGCCCUUAAUUCUGCGGCUAACAACGUCUAUCAGUAUGGACGAGAAUGGAUAACCCACAAGCUUCAUAAAAUUCUGGGAGAUAAGGUGAACAAUACUGCUGUAAUUGAAAAGCAAGUACUGGAACUUUGGGACAGACUGUAUCAUUCUUGGUUUGUAAAGAACGUAACGCAUUCUGGAAGGCACAAAGGACACAAGAUGCAUAUAAAUCGUCAGAACAGCUGGCUCGGAGACAUUCUGGACUGGCAGGAUAUCGCCUCCUUUGUUCAUGAGAACAUCGAGACAUUUCUUUCGAUCUUAGAGUCUCUGUGGAUUGUUAUGAGCCGGAAUGUCAGCCUGCUUUUCACUACUGUCACUACGCUCCUGACCAUCCUCUUCUACAGCGGGACUGCCCUUCUCAAUUUUGUGCUGUCUCUGAUAAUUUUCCUGACCACACUAUUUUAUCUGUUAAGUUCCAGUGAUGAGUACUACAAGCCAGUGAAGUGGGUGAUAAGCCUGACACCACUGUCUCAGCCAGGUCCUUCUUCUAAUAUUAUUGGCCAGUCUGUGGAAGAAGCUAUCAGAGGGGUGUUUGAUGCUUCCCUCAAAAUGGCUGGUUUCUACGGACUGUACACCUGGCUGACUCACACUAUAUUUGGCAUCAAUAUUGUCUUCAUACCCUCAGCUUUAGCAGCAAUCCUCGGGGCAGUGCCAUUUCUGGGAACGUACUGGGCAGCGAUACCUGCAGUUCUGGACCUGUGGCUUACACAAGGCUUAGGAUGCAAAGCCAUCUUACUGUUGGUUUUUCAUCUCUUGCCAACCUACUUUGUAGAUACUGCCAUCUACUCUGAUAUCUCAGGAGGUGGCCAUCCUUACUUGACGGGCUUGGCAGUGGCUGGCGGGGCAUACUACCUAGGCCUGGAGGGAGCGAUCAUCGGGCCCAUCCUUCUCUGCAUCCUUGUGGUGGCUUCCAAUAUCUACAGUGCCAUGCUAGUGAGUCCCACGAACUCAGUGCCCACGCCACACCAGACCCCGUGGCCUGCUCAGACCCAGCGGACUUUCCGUGACAUUUCUGAAGAUCUGAAAUCUUCGGUAGACUGACAUGGCUUCCACUGCAGUGGUUUCUCUAGGAAGUUCAACCUUGACCAUGAAUUCAGCUCAGCUGUGGCCUUCUGUCCUUUCAGCUGUGCCUGGCAAGCAGAGCCCAGGAAGAGCAGCAGCAGCAGCCUCCUGGCCUUCCAUACAGAAUGCCUGGACACGAGAGAGCUUGCUGUGGGCUGCUUUGCAUUUUAAAGCACCGCUUUAGAGCUCAGAAAUGUGGUUUGUUCACUGAACUGUUGCUAAGAUGGCUUGAAAAGUUUCAGUUUAUACACUGGUACCAUGGCUUGAAAUUUUCCCACUUUGGUUAUCUAUAUUAUUAUAUUGUGUAUUUAUAAAGUUAUUUUAAGAGCCUAAACUACCUGCUGUUAAAAUUGUAUAGAUGUCAUCUUCUCCUGCUUUAAGAAAUCUAUUUUUAAAGUUUUCUAUGACGGUCGCUUUUCGAUGAAGAGGGCUUUCACUUUUGAGUAUAUAGUUGCUUGAGCAGGAAAAAUGAGUCUUGUCCCCUUCUCACACAGUGUAUGGUCCUCCCUGUAAGAAAGAGCAGAUCUUAAGUGUAAGGGCGGGGUAGCUUAUGUGAAGUUGUUAGUUGUAUGUAGCAACCAUAGGACACACAGAAAGACUGACUCUCUUCCUCCCCUUUCUUCUCCCUCCAUCCCCCAUUACACUAUUGCCAAAUUUCUAAAACUUGACCCACCACAUUGAAGUUAACUACUUAUUAAGCUGCUAUUAAUGGUAACAGUAUGAUAGAAUUCAUGUUGUGAUGUUUUUCUUUCCAAAUGUUUUAACUGAAAAAAACCUCAGGUGCAGCAAUACUCUGAUCUGUUAAAUGUGUCCCUGUUUCAUUAUUUGGAAUUCUUCCGAUUAGUACUUAUUAGCAGUAGAAUUUUAUAUUCAUGUGGUAUUUUUCCAUCACUUAGCACAGUGCCUUGCACAUAACACUCUAGACAAAUGGUUGUUGAGUUCAGUUGUGACUUUUUAAAUAUCUCAGAUGUCACAGUAACCAGCAUAGUGCUUCACAUUUUACAGAGUCUUUUUGCACAUAUCAUUUCACAGCCACUUCCCAUCAGCUUUCAUAUAGCUUUGUAUUAUUUUCCAACAGUUUCACAAAGAUGGGGAAGCUAGGGUUCAGAAAAGUGACCAACUCAAAGACAGAAAGUUUAGUGAGAUUUGACUUCAAAUCUUUCUGACUCCAUAGUGUGCAAACUCUGCUAUACUGUAGUGCUCCUUCCAGUAUUUUAUGCAGUUUUUCCAGUGCUAUGAGACAGAAUAGGACACCUCGAACCCAGCUCUUAGUUCUGUGCCCUCUCCACUGUACAAAAUGAUCAUCAGGCUCUUUCUCUGCCCCCAAGGGAAUAUGGAGGAGAAAGCGUUCUUAAGUAUCAAAGAUUUCCCUUUUGGAAAACAUUUAAAAGUAGAAUCAUCUUUUCUAAAGCAUCUUCUCACCAAGAAGCAUAGUUAAUGAUAAUUACCUUAAAUUUAUUCUGAUAUUACACAUAAGAAAAACUCCAUCCAGAAAAGAGGCUGCCAUGACGUCUUCAUUCGUACAGUAGACUACAUGCAGAGCUCUUAUUUUUACUAUGAGUCCUUCAAAAAUUAUAGCCUGAUAUUCCACCAAGUGUUACAUUUGGCCACUAAGGAACUCAUUCUCUUCUUUAGUCCGUUGUUCUAUCAUUCAUUCAGUAAAACAUUUGUUGAGACUUUGCCAAACUCCAGGUUCCAUGCCAGGCACUGUCCAGGGUGCUGUAGGGGACAACUCAGAAGGUCUUCUCUCACCUUAAAUCUUAGCCAGAUCAUGUGUAUUGCUAAAAUUAAAAAUUUUGCAUUAAAAGACUUAAGAAAGAAAGCAGGUUUGUUUUUGGUAAUGGUAUACUGGUAAGUUUAUAGAUGUAAUUAGCACAUAUUUAUAAGAGGCAAACAUUAUACACAAUGAGUUAGUGUGCAUAUACAAAUUUUGUUCCUCCAAAGUGCUUUUAGCUGUAUAAAGUGAUGUUGCAAAACACUAGACUUGAGCUAAUGUAUGGCUGUUGCUGGUCAUAAUUACUAGUAUGAAUACCAGGUUCUUAGAGGGGAAGUCUGAGCUCUAAGAGAGUAGUUUAGAGCUGCCAAAAGUAGCAGUGGGGCAAUAUCACAGGAGCAGAGGUGCCCCAGAGUGCCAGACAGUCCUCACCAGGACCCUUGAACCUCCCCAGUCCUUCAGCAGCAGCAUAAGGACUUGAAAGUCAUCUAGCUGGGGGUGGUCUUCCUGGAACCCUCAAAGAUGGAGAGAAACAUGCCCGUCAGAUAUAGUGAGGAGGUUUUACAGGAUUGUCACAGGGCAUAGAGAUCAAAUGGUAUGAAAAGGUAGGAAGCUCAAGCUCAUGUCUCACAGAUGACUUACCCUCAGAUUCUCAGGAUUUGACCAGGAGUUUUUCUAGGAACAGACAGUGCAUUGGUGAAGUAGAAGGAGCCUCAGUAAAAACCACACGCGGAAUCCUCUCAGUGUCUGGCAUGGUAUGGCUUUGUUAGAGAUUAGUUUGGAGUGCACAUUCAUUAUUCAGCUGUAAACUAAUGGGGGAAUGGGAGAAGGAGAUGCAAGCUCUCCACACAGUGUGCUCCGCUCUUUUCUGAGAGAACAAGGUUUGGGAUUUUCAGCAUCGACUCCAUGUGACCCAAGUCCUGCUUCAGUUCCAAAGUUCCUGUCACACUCUGUUCCUGGAAGUGCUCUCUGUCAGACUGCCUUAGGUACCAGUCUUACUUAUUUUUAAAUUUGCAAGGAUUCUAACACCCUCUUCCAUUAGAGGUGGUUAGCUGGCAGAGUCCUUCCAUUAGAGGUGGUUAGCUGGCAGAGUCCUUCCAUUAGAGGUGGUUAGCUGGCAGAGUCCUUCCGUUAGAGGUGGUUAGCUGGCAGAGUUUUCCCUUGACUUCUGAGACUGGUGUCGAUUGAUUGUUGAUAAUGGGAGGAUACCCAAGAAGUGUUAUGGAGAUGCUGUAUUUAAACAAACUCAGUAGCUUUGGGAAUAGCAGCUAUAUAUUCCAGUUAAAGGGCAGCUAAAGGGCUUGCAGAUAAGGUGCUCUUGCUAACCUUGGUCUUCACACAAACCCAUCGUGACCCAUCAGGACUUUCCAGGACCUCCAGUUCCCACUUUGGUUGUGUUUAGCACUUCAGGAUGCGUCACUGCUGGACAAGAAAUACUCAGAAAUUUAGGCUGUGAGGGGUUAGAUUAGAGCCAAGUAAUUUUAGGUGAGCUAUCCAGAGCUUUCAACCUCAAGGUUUAUAGGAAGAACCCCUUCACAACUUGCCAUGCUCUGGUCCUGACUGGCAGUCUCCUCUAAGGGUCUGCCAAGACCCUUCCAAGAGGAUGACAGUAGGCAUUUCACAGUGGAAACAGCCUCUGGGAACGUCCUUCUAAAUGUGGAUUCCAGAUACCAGCUAAGAACAAGUACUUUUUGUUUUUAUUAAUUUCUCAUCUUUACACAUUUUGUCAUCAAAAUAUAUCCAUUUCAUUAACUUAUUGAGGACUUGAGAAAAUACACAUGCUAUCUGAAACCACUGAGCGGUUAUUUUUUGACAGUUUAAAAAUAAGAGAAUUGUAAAUCAAAAUAUUCCAUCUACUGGAGUCAUAGAAAUUCUCUGUUAGAAUGGGCCUUAUUUUAAUUAGGUGAUCCUGGCAUUUUUUAGAGAAGGAAACAAAUCCACAGGUUAAAGUGGCUUUUCUAAGACACACACAGCCAGUUAGUAACAGAAGUCAGAAUAAAAGACACUUCUUUUUCCCCCACAGUCCCUUGUUGUACUUCUCUUCCCUUUCCCUCAUAGUUGAGUAGCUUUUGGAAAAAUGUGUUCCUUAUAGCAGUAGUUCCGAGGGAUGUUAUUAGACGUUAUAAGAGAACAAAAGUGUGUGUGGAGGGAGGGAACUCCACGGUCAACUAAAACUGAGGAAUGCUGAGUUUGUUUCCUUCCUCUGGGAUUUCUAAGAGUUUUUAGUGUGCUAUUAUAUAUGGUGAAUUUAUAAGAGGGGACAAAGACUGUUUACUAGAGUAAUUUGACCUUAAACCACACUCCCAUCCUCCUCUUCUCAGAGCAUCACGUAGGACUGCUGGUCCUUUGGGAAACAUGGCUCUCGAGUAAGUUUACAGCUCUCCUAGAAGACAUCCCUAAUGGAAAUUCUGAGUGGUGAAUCUGCUACCAUGGUACCAUGUAAACUGUAAUGAAUCUCAAAGCUUAGAGAGGUACUAGAAAGAAAACAUAUUUGCUGUUCAGAGCUAUACAUAAAGUAUAGAGAUUCUUUUCCACCUAUGGUGUGUAAAAUCAGUAUUUGUGUUUAGUUUUGCAGGUUUUUCAAGGAUCACUUAAUGUGAAAAUACGGUGGUGAUAUACUGAUACUCCAUUUUAAUAAUGCUUUUGUAUGGCACUUUAUAGUUUUCAGACUGCUUUCACAACAACCCUGUGAGAUAGGCAGGUGUUAAGUAUUAUCAAAUGAGGCACUGGAGGCUCAGAAAGGUUUCUUUUGUGACUUCCCUUUAAUUUAUACCACAAAAUGAUGGAGCCAGAAUUCACGUGUAGAACUUCUGACUCCAGGUCCAGAGUUCUUUGCUCCACACCUGGUUUCCUCUUCUUCCUCUAGCUUUCUAUUUUAUAAUGAAAGAUGUGGAAGCAAAUCUUAAAGUAAAAUCAUUUGGCUUACUAUCAAAUACUAUAUAUAUUUUUUUUUAUUGCAGUGACCCAGAAAAUGUAACUCUUAUUAACACUAUCCCAAAGAAAACCCUUCUUUUGUGUUUUGUUGUGCUACUUGUUUAGGUGACUGGAGUGUAUUUUGAAUAUCAUUUGAUUUUGAAACCAAGAUUGGAUAUAUAGUUGUAAUUGCUUAUGUGACUUUCGGAAAAUGUAUCAUCUCUGCAUUCUCAGGCAAAGUAGAGAUGGUUUGAAAAUAAAAAAGAUUAUUCAAAUACAACAACACGUGUUCCUUAUUCUCACACAAAUGCUGUUUCUUAGCUUUAACUUGCUUUGACAACCUACUGAUGUAACUUCUUUGUAAAUGUAAAAUAUUUAUAUUUUGAAAUAAAAUUACUGGUGUU